Molecule: messenger RNA, 1989 nt
Organism: Sugiyamaella lignohabitans
Lineage: Eukaryota; Fungi; Ascomycota; Dipodascomycetes; Dipodascales; Trichomonascaceae
Gene: STB3
Product: Stb3p
Exons: 1
Coding region: 1-1989 (662 amino acids)
Biological process (GO): positive regulation of transcription from RNA polymerase II promoter by glucose
Cellular component (GO): nucleus
Molecular function (GO): sequence-specific DNA binding
Source: RefSeq, a predicted model, not a curated record
AUGUCUGCUUUGUCAGUUGCUUUAAACGGAUUGAGAUCCCAUGAUCACACCACGAACCCUCAUUCUCAUUUAUUAUCACAUUCGCGAUCGCCCCCACCUGCCUUGGAUGGCUACUCCAACCUUCGCGGUAGUCCUCCCAACGGCAUUAAACAUAGCCUUGCCAAUGGUUCAACAGACCAUGCUCCUGGUAACUUUGAAAGAUUAGCUGUAUUCGCUAAUGGGUCUCGAAGUUCCAGCAUUGAUGGAGCCAUUAGCUCCAGUACGUCGGCCAUCGACAAUAGUGCUGCUACACCCGCUUCUGCUGUGGGUGCUAGUACUGGAUCAGGCAGAUCUGGUUCGCCCACUCCUGCUCAGAGAUUUGUAAAUGUUCCUCGCACUACUGUUGACACUUUAGGUUCAUCUCCAUCUGCUUUUUCACCUCUGUCGUCAAAUUCAUAUCGAUUGACAAAUAACUUACGUCGCUCGUCUCUUUCUCCCGCUGGAAGUGUUAGCAGUAGCACUGGCCAAAGUAUUCCUCAUGGUUCAGUGUCUCCUAUUGCUACAGCUGAAGGAGCUGAUCUUAUUGCUCCACCCUCGCCAACUUCUGCCAAUGCUGCCAAUGUUUUACUUCAAACAGCCCAGUUGAGUCAAGCUUCGUCGCAGAAGCAAUCACAGCCCAUUCAGACUUCACAAGUAAGCAACACGUUACUAGCUCAGCCCUCGUCUCUAUCAAGACAAUUGGCUCAGUCUGCUACACGUCAUUACGACAUUCCUAAGACCUCUAAUUCAUCAAAUGCUUCGUCGGUGAAUAAUAAUGGUUCUAGCACCCCUAGAAAUAGAAGACUGUCAAAUACUGUGCACACUCCAACUGGAUCUUAUGGUGCCAAGGCUUCACCUGGUCUUCACCCAGUUGGUUCUGCUUCGUCUUCUCUUCUUAAGUCACACUUGAUUCAGUCAAGCACUACUCCUGUUGGCAGUCCUGGAGCCGCCUCUAAUGGCCCACUAAACACCAAUUCACCAGUUGCGAUUGCCGCAGCCGCUGCAGUUACUCCAGACAAACUGUCUCGUCUUCUACUUACGCAGGGCCCACUUGCUAUUCGUCAUAUCACCUCACAUUUGGCUCUCACUAUCAAUGGAUUUGCAGACCUAUCGCUUUCUAAACAGAGACGGUUAAUCAUUGCUGUCCUAGACAGUGGUGAUCCUGUCAACAGUGUAGUUUUCGAGAAGGUUGGAUGGGGUCGAUGGGCUGCUCGUAAGACUGAUUCUCCUGCAGCAGCAGCAGCUGCUGCAUCUGCUGCUUCGGCUGCCAACAAUGGCUCUUCCAAACAUCGUCGUGAUAGUAUCAGUGCCGAACUUGUAUCGUCAUCAGUGAACCCACCUAUCUCGCCAGUUCUAAACGCUGUUGACUCACAUUACCUGUCUUCAUCACUCAAGAACUCGAUCACAACUGCCUACGCUGACGACGUGGAUCUAGCUGAUGAUGAUAUGAUGUUCCAUAACUCCGUCAUUCGCAAGCCCGUACGACCAAGUCAUCUCUUGCAAGGAGCUCUUCGCAGCCGUCGUCACCGAAGGCCUUCACAAAAGAUGCGUGAAAGAAUUGCAUUUGGUGCUGAGGGCCGUAACAUGGACGACAGCGAUAAUGACGAUGAUGACGAGCUCGAACGUGUUGGUGACCGCAACAGCGUCUUCGACGAAAAUGUGUUUGAAGACGACGACGACGAGCUGGACGAGCUGGAUUCUCUCGAUGACCAAGAGGCCAUGGACGACGCGAUCCACCUCAGCAUUCGACGACCCAGCCGCAACGGUGGCGACACCGACGACGAGGACUGGCAGGCCAUCGGAGCAGCCAAACUCCGACGAGACACAGCAGCCACGAUAGCACAGCUCAGUGCCAGCCACAGUCACUACCACCAACAACAAGCGGCAGACAUCAAGCAGCCCACCCAGGACGACGUGGUCAAGCGCGAACAAGAGGCCAUUGACGCCCUCGUCCAGCUCAAAUCCAUCUGA